AUGGCGGAGCUGGGCGAGCUGAAGCACAUGGUGAUGAGUUUCCGGGUGUCUGAGCUCCAGGUGCUCCUUGGCUUCGCUGGCCGGAACAAGAGUGGACGGAAGCACGAGCUGCUGGCCAAGGCCCUGCACCUGCUCAAGUCCAGCUGUGCCCCCAGCGUCCAGAUGAAGAUCAAAGAGCUUUACCGCCGGCGCUUCCCACGCAAGACACUGGCGCCCUCCGAUCUCUCUCUGCUCUCUCUGCCCCCCGGCACCCCUCCCGUGGGCUCCUCUGGUCCGCUGGCUCCCAUCCCCCCGGCCCUCUUGGCCCCUGGCACCUUGCUGGGCCCCAAGCGGGAAGUGGACAUGCACCCCCCUCUGCCCCAGCCCGUGCACCCCGACGUCACCAUGAAGCCACUGCCCUUCUACGAAGUCCACGGGGAGCUCAUCCGGCCCACCACCCUCGCGUCCACCUCCAGCCAGCGGUUUGAGGAAGCGCACUUUACGUUCGCGCUCACACCCCAGCAGGUGCAGCAGAUCCUCACGUCCAGAGAGGUCCUGCCGGGAGCCAAAUGCGAUUAUACCACCCAGGUGCAGCUCAGGUUCUGUCUCUGUGAGACCAGCUGCCCCCAGGAGGAUUAUUUCCCCCCCAACCUCUUUGUCAAGGUCAAUGGGAAACUGUGCCCCCUGCCGGGCUACCUUCCUCCUACCAAGAAUGGGGCUGAGCCCAAGAGGCCCAGCCGCCCCAUCAACAUCACACCCCUGGCUCGACUCUCGGCCACUGUUCCCAACACCAUCGUGGUCAACUGGUCAUCUGAGUUUGGACGGAAUUACUCCUUGUCCGUGUACCUGGUGAGGCAGCUGACGGCAGGGACCCUUCUCCAAAAGCUCAGAGCAAAGGGCAUCCGGAACCCAGACCACUCCCGGGCCCUGAUCAAGGAGAAGCUGACCGCUGACCCGGACAGUGAGGUGGCCACUACGAGUCUCCGGGUGUCACUCAUGUGCCCGCUCGGGAAGAUGCGGCUGACUGUGCCUUGUCGCGCCCUCACCUGCGCCCACCUGCAGAGCUUCGACGCCGCCCUGUACCUGCAGAUGAACGAGAAGAAGCCGACGUGGACGUGUCCCGUGUGCGACAAGAAGGCUCCCUAUGAGUCCCUCAUCAUUGACGGUUUAUUCAUGGAGAUUCUUAAUUCCUGUUCGGAUUGUGAUGAGAUCCAGUUCAUGGAAGAUGGAUCCUGGUGCCCAUUGAAACCCAAGAAGGAGGCAUCUGAGGUUUGCCCCCCGCCAGGGUAUGGGCUGGAUGGCCCCCCGUACAGCCCAGUCCCAGAGGGCACUCCAUCAGAGAGUAAGAAGAAGGUCGAGGUCAUUGACCUGACAAUAGAAAGCUCGUCGGAUGAGGAGGACCUGCCGCCCACCAAGAAGCACUGUCCUGUCACCUCCGCCGCCAUCCCGGCUCUCCCCGGAAGCAAAGGGGUGCUGGCAUCCGGCCACCAGCCGUCGUCCGUGCUGCGGAGCCCUGCGCUGGGCGCGCUGGGCAGCGAGUUCCUGUCCAGCCUCCCGCUGCACGAGUACCAGCCUGCCUUCCCCCUGGGGGCGGACAUCCAAGGUUUAGAUAUAUUUUCUUUCCUUCAGACUGAGAGUCAGCACUACGGCCCCUCCGUCAUCACCUCGCUAGACGAGCAGGACGCCCUGGGCCAUUUCUUCCAGUACCGGGCGACCCCGUCCCACUUCCUGGGCCCCCUGGCCCCCGCUCUGGGGAGCUCGCACCGCAGCACCACGCCAGCGCCCCCUCCUGGCCGCGUCAGCAGCAUUGUGGCUCCUGGGGGGGCCUUGAGGGAGGGGCACGGCGGACCCCUGCCCCCAGGUCCCUCUCUGACUGGCUGCAGGUCAGACAUCAUUUCCCUGGACUGA
Molecule: messenger RNA, 1887 nt
Organism: Pipistrellus nathusii (Nathusius's pipistrelle)
Lineage: Eukaryota; Metazoa; Chordata; Mammalia; Chiroptera; Vespertilionidae
Source: the annotation of a GenBank genome assembly